Molecule: messenger RNA, 300 nt
Organism: Acanthoscelides obtectus
Lineage: Eukaryota; Metazoa; Arthropoda; Insecta; Coleoptera; Chrysomelidae
Source: the annotation of a GenBank genome assembly
AUGCAGAUGUCCCAUUUGAUUCCUGAUGACGAACUCGUGAAAGCAUAUUUCUGUGAAAUAAGCUACACAACUUAUUUGAAUUGCGGUAGCCCUAAAGAGGCUGUCGCUUUACAUGCCGGGUACUGGUGUAACCUGAGGGAACGUAAGGUUGGAAAAGGAAAUACAACCAGAAGCCAUUUGUGGCUUCAGUCAGAGGAUCUUGUCGCCAUGAAGGCCAGCUAUAUACUCGUAUUUACUAUGCUAAUAGUGGAAAUGGAUAAAUAUAUUGAAGAUACUCGUAACAAGGAAGAUCAUUGCUAA